Molecule: messenger RNA, 3839 nt
Organism: Rhagoletis zephyria (snowberry fruit fly)
Lineage: Eukaryota; Metazoa; Arthropoda; Insecta; Diptera; Tephritidae
Biological process (GO): protein deubiquitination
Molecular function (GO): cysteine-type deubiquitinase activity
Source: RefSeq, a predicted model, not a curated record
CAAAAAUUCUCAAAUCAAACUGAAAUAGUAACAAAAUUGUAAAUAGAAAGUAAAAAAGGCUCAAUCAAAAGAGACGUGUGCCGACGAAUAGCAGCAAAGUAACUGCAUAGAAAAAAUAACAUAAAAAAUAAUGAUAGAUAUCAAUAAAAUAAGAAAUAAUUUUGAAAAAUUCCCAUCACUCAAGCAAAAAUGUGGUGACCAUGCAGCUGUAUUAGUACAGCAACAACAAAAACGUCAGCACAUCAACUCAAAUUCCAACUCAAAUAAAAACGCCCAUAAAAUAACAGCAACCGCAACGCCAACAGAACCAAAAACAGCCGCCGUCAAAACCCUAAAGACAACAAUUGCGGCCUCCAAACCAACAAACACAAAUACGUCUGUUGUGAACGGCAAAUCAGAAGCGACACGGAGGUCGCCCAUUGCUGUUGGCAGGCGUGCGGCGUCGGCCAGCAGCACGCGCAACACCAAAGCUGCUAAUAAUAGCAGUAACACAACAAACAAUAACCUCAACAACGACACAAAUCCCGUGCGCACCGCUAAUAAGCCAUUCUUUUUGGUGCCACAAUUUCAAGAUCAAAACUUCUUAAAGGAGGAAUGUGAAUUGGCGCAUGCGCAGGUCGCAGUACCGGGCGCAGAGAAGCGGCAAUCAAAAUCAGCUAGUGUGUCGAUCGAUGGGCAUGUGGGUGAGUUAAAUAACAACAAGAACAUCAUCAGCAACGCAACUAAUCUCAAGAGCAGCAGCAACGGUUGCCGAAACAGCUGCGACGGCGGCAAAGGCAACAACAAUAACAAAACUAGUCACUCUUACGCUAUUAACGGUAUUAUCGGUGGCAAAAGGCGUCCCACAACUGCACCACAUCCAUCAGCGGCAACAGUGGCGGCGGUAACAGCUAAUGGGAUGCGACGCAGCGGUGGCGGCAGCGCCAACGCAAGCGUCAACAUUAGUCAACAUCAUCACCACCAACACAUCAGUUCAGCAGCUGCAGCAGCGACAACUCCUGCAACGACAACGACGGCGGCCGCGGUAGCAGAGACACAGAACGGCGCUUCAACCAAGAGCGCCACAACUGAUUCCUCCGUCCAUAAAGUCGACAUUGUCUUCAAUAAUCGGCUGCCGAGCCAACAAACCAACGGUGGUCGUAUUGUCGUCGCUUCCAAGAGUCCGAAACAGCCACAGCAACAUAUGUUCAACAGUUCACGUCCGCUCACAGGCACAUCAACAAACGCCACAAAAACUAUUGGCACGCCGACAAGCACAAGCGUAAGUGGUGGCGCGUCAACAUCAACAGUGGUGACGACUAAGGUGACUAACGGUCCGAUCAAAUUGGUGCGUCCGCUGGUGCAUCGCAGCAUUCCAUCGACAGCUGUGGCGUCUGCUAACGCCACGGCAACGCGCGACAACGUCAACGCAUACUCUAAUAAGCUGUUCAACAGCUACGGCAGCAAUAGCAGUCGAUUUAGCAAUAACAACAACAAUAAUAAUAAUAGCGCUAGCGUCGUUGGUAAUGUCAUAAGCGGCGGCAACAGCGGUGGUUGCAAUAAUAAUAUCUCUAGCAAUAAAACUGACGGCAGCAGUGGCGCUGGCGCUAUCGGUGUCAACGGCAUGCAGCACACGCUCGAACACGACGAUAUCAAGUAUAUAGACAGCGAUGACGCGCCGACAACGUUGGCGCAGGCACCCACAGCCGCAGCCGCUGCUGCUGCUGCUGCACCCACCACAUCCUCAAGCGGCGGUGGCGCGCAGUUGGAGCGGAAAACACAGUUGCGGUGCGAGCAGGUGUGUUGUCAGCAUACCAACAGCGCGACGCCUGCAAGUACUGGCGGUGGCAGCGGCGGUAGCGAUAGCGCGCCAUUCAAGACGCGCAUGCGCCCCAAAUCGACGAUCAUCUGCUCCACUAGCAAUCUCGUCUUUGAGAAAAUCAACAACUACAAGUACGCCAAUGGCAGCGCAAGCGGCGGCGGCAGUAGCGCGGCCAAGUUUGCCGCCGAAGCAGCUGCAGCGCGCCGUCAUGAGCUGCGCCACAGUAUCGAUUCGAAUAGCAUCAGAGCCUCGAUUCAGAAAUUUGAUAGUUUUAGCGAGCAAAAGCGCAGCGGGGUUGCUCAGGUGACACUGCGCUCACACGGCGGCAGCGGUAGCACAAGCAACCUGCAACAUCAUCGCCAUAGCGGCAGCGAGUUCGACCAUGCCACCGGUAACAGCAGUUUGUUGCGACUGGCGCAAAGCGGCGGUGGUUCGUUGACGCGCGCGCCCUACCGCACGGCAUCACCCUCACCAGCAACUGCUUGUAAAGUAACUGCCACCAUGCAUGGAACGACAUUGGCGGCCUGUUCAACUGGGUCCUCCUCAUCAUCUAUACGCACUAUGUCCAGCAGCAGCGCUACUAGUAGCACUAAUAGUUUGCCUACCAAAAGCGCGGGGAGCAUUGUUGCUGCUUCAACUACAGCGGCCGCUGUCUCCGCCAAUCGCCAUCCAGAAGUGUCGCUAUUGCGUACAUCGGAGAGCGCUGCCCAUACUGCACUCUUGCAAAUCAAAGAUGUUGCGGGAGUGGGGUCAAAGAAGGUGGAAACGAAAAUGAUGAAUGGCGAUGUAAAGAAAUGCGCGAAGGCGGAGACGAACGGUUUGUGCAACGGCGCCGCCGGAGAUGUAGAUAGUAUUCGCAGCACAGCCCUCAGGAGUAUUCCUCCAGCGCCACCAUCGCCCACAGCGUCUCGAUACUGGGAUCGUGACAGUCGCACAAUAACAUCGUCGGCACUCUCCUCGUCUCCAUCAUCGGCGACAAAUAACAUAGACGAUGUGAGCAAGUCGAAGUCGAGCGAUGAGAAUAGCGAAGGUCUAUGCGGGCUGAGAAAUAUCGGAAAUACUUGUUUUAUGAAUUCUGUCAUACAGUGCCUGAGUCACACCAGCGAAUUGACAAAAUUCUUGCGAACAUACAAUGGCACACGUUCCACCUCUUCGAAGGAUCAACAAAUCUUACAAGAGUUUGCAAAGUUGAUACGCGAAAUGUGGACCAGCAAUGUGCAUAGCGUCACGCCUAUGGAUUUGAAGCGCGCAUUUUCCCUAAAACAUCGCAUGUAUAGUGACUACAACCAACAGGAUGCGCAAGAAUUUCUACGCUUCUUUCUCGAUUCACUGCAUUGUGCGCUGAAUACAGGCGUGAAGGGUGAACACUUGAAAAUCGACGAUAACCUUAGCGACAAUAAAAAAGCGGAUCUAACAUGGGAAUGGUACGCCCGCCACGAAAACUCACUCAUACGCGACCUUUUCGUCGGCCAACUGAAGAGUGCUUUACGCUGUACCAGCUGCGGAAAUACGAGCGUAACUUUCGAUCCGUUUUGGGAUUUGAGUGUGUCGUUGCCAUCAUUGUCACGUUGCAAGCUAGAAUCUUGUCUAGAUCUGUUCAUACGCGAAGAGGUGUUGGACGGCGAUGAGAUGCCAACCUGUGCGAAAUGUCGCCAACGAAGAAGAUGUACGAAAAGCUUCACCAUACAACGAUUUCCCAAAUAUUUGGUUAUACAUUUGAAGCGUUUCUCGGAGACGCGCUGGAGCAAGUUAUCGAAUAUCGUCGAAUUUCCGACUGGUGAACGAGAAUUAAAUAUGGGUCCAUACGGUUCGAACCCCAACACGAAUAUAUAUUAUUCAUUGUAUGCGAUUUCAAACCAUAUGGGUUCUACCGCUGGUGGUCACUAUGUGGCAUUGUGUAAACACCCGGUAUCAAGAAAAUGGCAUGAGUUUAACGAUAACAUUGUAAGCGACACGCUGUCCGAAAGUAAUCUAGUGUCAUCCAGUGCCUAUAUACUGUUCUAUGAGCGAGUGUAAGCAAUAAUACUCGCGUAGUUAC